Pundamilia nyererei is the source of this 5781-nucleotide messenger RNA. RefSeq names its product protein tyrosine phosphatase non-receptor type 21 (gene ptpn21). Gene Ontology annotation, molecular function: protein tyrosine phosphatase activity. Bases 376 to 4095 code for a protein of 1239 amino acids. The transcript has 20 exons. The record is from RefSeq and is a predicted model, not a curated record. Gene Ontology annotation, cellular component: cytoplasm; cytoskeleton. Gene Ontology annotation, biological process: protein dephosphorylation. NCBI's taxonomy places the organism in Eukaryota, Metazoa, Chordata, Actinopteri, Cichliformes, Cichlidae.
GCGCCGCGGAUGAAGACCGAAACACUUGUUGCUCUUCUAAUCCCAGGAAGCGAAACACGCUUGGAACUUGGAGUGAACACUUGGACCAAAAGGCAUGUGGGCUCUGUUAGUUUGGAUCCAGAACAAACUACAGACAAACAAACUGCCUGUUAAUCUAAUAGUUAUCCAGUAAGCAGCAUCCAUUGACUUUGGUGGUGGAAUCCCUAAGGACUGACCAAUAGUUGGACUACCAAGUUGCAUCUGGUGGCUAACGACCUGUGUGCUGAUGAUGACCCCCCUGACUUGUUACAUUAUCACAACUUUGUGGACAUCAAGGAGAAUACUUCCUCUGGCCUGAGUGGAGACCCCCUCUCCACUGUUUAAGACGCCUGAAACAUGCCCUUGCCGUUUGGCUUAAAACUCAAAAGGACUCGAAGGUAUACUGUUUCAAGCAAGAGCUGUCUUGUCACACGGAUUCAGCUUCUCAAUGGAGAGUUUGUUGAGUUUACACUCUCAGUGGAGAGCACUGGACAGGAAUGUUUGGAGGCAGUAGCCCAGAGACUCGAGUUAAGAGAGAUAACAUACUUUAGCCUGUGGUACUUAAACAAGCAGAACCAGCAGAGAUGGAUUGACUUGGAGAAGCCACUGAAGAAGCAGCUGGACAAGUAUGGGCUGGAGCCCACCGUUUACUUUGGAGUCGUGUUUUACAUACCCAGUGUCACCCAACUGCAACAGGAGAUCACAAGAUAUCAGUAUUACCUGCAACUGAAGAAAGAUGUUUUAGAGGGCAGGAUAUCGUGCUCACUCGAACAAGCUAUACGUUUGGCCAGCCUGGCAGUGCAAGCUGACUUUGGAGACUUUAAUCGAUAUGAUUCCCAGGAAUUCCUUCAGAAGUUUGAACUGUUCCCCAUUGACUGGAUUCAGGAUGAGCGAGUGCUGGAAGAGGCCAUUCAGAAAGUGGCUCUUCUUUAUCAGUCCUUCAAGGGUUUGCCAGUUCCAGAGGCAGAGAUGUUGUACAUGCAGGAGGUUGAGAAAAUGGAGGGCUAUGGCCAAGAAACCUUUCAAGCCAAGGACAAUACAGGUGCAGAUGUUACCCUGGGUUCCUGCCUUGACGGCAUCUUUGUCAAGCACAAAAGCGAGCGUCCGCUUGUUUUAUACAGGUGGCAUGAUAUUAACAACAUGAGUCACAACAGGUCUUUCUUUGCCCUGGAGCUAGCCAACAGAGAAGAGAGUGUUCAGUAUCAGACCGAAGACAUGGAAACCUCCAAAUAUGUGUGCCGGAUGUGUCUGGCCAGGCUCAAGUUUUAUAAGAUUAACAUGAGUAGCCUAGAGGAGUGUGACCCCCUGCCUUCUGAGGGCUCCCAGAAGUCCCUUCUCUUUCUAUCCUUUCCUCGUUUUCCAAUGCUCUCUCGUCCCUCUCUGCCUUCUAAUAAGGGCCAACCCCAGCCCACAGUUGUCAACCCAGUCAGACGGAGAUCCUCUACUAGGGUAUCUCUGCCAAAGCCGCAGACCUACAUGAUGCCCCCUCCACAAAUGCACUACAAUGGCCAUUUCACAGAGCCUUACACAUCAUCACAGGACAACCUGUACAUGAACAGUCAGAACGGUUUCUACUACCACUCUCAGACCAGCCUGGACUGCUCUCCUCUAGAAUACAGUAGUGGAGGACGUUUACGUAAUGGCAGCGUGUACAGUGCCCACAGUACCAGCUCCCUAACCAAUCCCCAGCACUACCUUCAGCCUUCACCCAUGUCCUCCAACCCCUCUAUUACAAGCGACAUAACCAGACCAGACUACGUCCCCUCUCACCGGCACAGCGCUCUCAUCCCACCUUCUUACCGUGCCACUCCCGAUUAUGAGUCAGUGAUGCGUCAGAAGAACCGAGGUGCAGGGGGAGGAAUGGUUUUGUCUCAAGAGCACAGGCAAAGCCACUCUAUGAGGAACCUAAAUAUUGGAAACUCCUAUGCCUACAGUAGACCAGAUCCUCUAGUUUACAGCCAGCCAGAAAUCAGGGGGGAGCAUGGCGGGGCAGCUCAGCACCACCACUAUCCCUUGCAUUUGGGCUCCAGCUUCCACAGCCCUUCUCCAUACCCCUACCCUACAGAGAGGCGAUCUGUGGUGGGGGCAGUAAGUGUCCCAGAGCUCACAAAUGUCCAGUUACAACAGGCACAAGAGUAUCCAGCCCCCAACAUCAUGAAGACACACGUGUACCGAUCGCCUCCACCUUACCCAUACGCUCAUCCUAGACCAGCUAACAGCACACCUGAUCUGUCACGUCACCUGUACGUCAGCAGCAGCAAUCCAGACCUGAUUAUAACAAGGCGUGUGCACCACUCAGUCCAGACCUUUCAGGAGGACAGCCUGCCCGUUGCACACUCUUUGCAAGAGGUCUCAGAGCCUCUUUACAGCGGACCUCCACAAAGGCAGCAGUACCAUGCUCAGAAACGUAACUCCAUUGAGAUUGCUGGGUUGGCGCAAAGUUUUGAGGGGAUGAGGGUCAAAGAGCGCACGGCGUCUUCUUCAGCAGCUGAAAUGGCCACACCUCCUCCAGUGCUGCAUGGCGGGCGCUCUCAGGGAUCCCAGCUCAAUGUGUUUUUGGAACAAAAAAAUCCAGAAGACAUUGAAGACAUUAAGGAAGAUGUGCAGUACGGACAUAAAAAGUCCCUUUCAGACGCCACCAUGCUAGUUCACAGUAGCGGAGAAGAAGAGGACUUUGAGGAUGACAGUGGACGUCACACACCACUUUCUCAGGAGGCAUUCGUUCCCGAGCAGCCGCCACAGCAGCAUCACCACAGUCUGACAUCUCUCUCUUCCCUGACACCUCAGCAGCAGCAGACUCCGACAGAGCCUCCUCCUGCAUAUCCCAUAGGCUCCUCUCUUGACCCCUCUAUAACCGGCACCUUAACCUAUAAGGUUCAUACCCUGAUCCAUGAACGUGAGCCACUGUACCUAGUAUCAGAGUUACAGCAGCCCAGGAUUAUGCCUUCGGUUUCAGAGGGAGACUUGAGUGGUCAGGAGAAGCCGAGGCCCAAGAAAGACUUCAAGAAGAGGCCUGUGUCUGAUGUUCCUCCUGGGAAGAAAGCAGUAGAAGGUUUACCUCCUGCGGGCAUGAAAAAAGGAGCCAAGUCAGAGGUGAAGAAGAUGGGCCCUCUGAAAGUUGCCCACCUCAAUGGCCUGUCCAUAUCCAGGCAGCCAGUCCACAGCGAGAUUAAGGAUGAGCCUGAACGAGCCUCGAAUGAUGAAAGGUGCAAAGUGUUGGAGCAGCACAUGGAGAAGGGUGAAGUGUUGAAGGAGUACGAGAGCAUCCCAAAACGUCCAAGAGGGGAGUACACGAUCGCCCAGCUGCCAGAAAGCGGAGACAGAAACCGCUUCCAAGACGUCUUGCCUUAUGACGAUACCCGAGUGGAGCUGGUUCCCACUAAAGAGAACAACACGGGCUACAUCAAUGCAUCACACAUUAGAAUGACAGUAGGUGGGCAGGAGUGGAAUUACAUUGCCUCGCAGGGUCCCAUGUCGCACACGUGUCAGGAUUUCUGGCAGAUGGUGUGGGAACAGGGUGUCUCCAUCAUUGCCAUGGUCACUGCCGAAGAGGAGAGCGGUCGAGAAAAGAGCUUUAGAUACUGGCCCCGACUUGGCUCCCGGCACAACACAGUGACGUACGGGCGCUUCAAGAUCACCACGCGGUUCCGCACAGAGUCCGGCUGCUACGCCACCACUGGGCUAAAGAUCAAACACCUCCUGACGCAACAAGAGAGGACUGUCUGGCACCUGCAGUAUACAGACUGGCCUGACCACGGCUGUCCCGAGGACUUCAAAGGCUUCCUCACCUACUUGGAGGAGAUCCAGUCUGUGAGAAGACACACAAAUAGCAUCAGUGACCCAAAGAACUCCAACCAGCCUGUGCUGGUGCACUGCAGCGCAGGAGUGGGUCGGACUGGAGUUGUCAUCCUGUCUGAGAUCAUGAUAGCGUGUCUAGAGCACAAUGAGCCAUUGGAUGUUCCCAAGCACCUGUUGGCGCUACGCAAUCAGAGGAUGCUGAUGGUUCAGACCUUGUCCCAGUACACCUUCGUGUACAGGGUCCUCAUCCAGUACCUCCGCAACUCCCGGCUGAUCUGACCACGGGCAUCAGCACAGAUGAUUUGCAGUGGAUUUUGCUCCACAGUUGUGCCAAACUGCAGUGCAGUGAUGCAGAUGUUUGAAUCUGUUCUGAAAGGUGGCUGCUUACAUUCUGUUCUGGCCAUGUAUUAGAGCCGGCAAGCCGGGAGGUGCCGAUUGUUGAGAUGUGCAAGACGCUGUGCCACAUGAAGGGGCACAAAGACUUGUGACCUGUCUCUAAACAGUAUUAUAUAUUAUUUCUUACAUAUAUUGGCUACUUUAUAAGGCCCAGCACUUUCAGAGUACCAUGCUGUACAUAAAGAACCAAUAUUAAGCUGCAUUAAAUUCUUUUAGAUAUCUAUCAAAAAUCAUUGGUUGAUUUUUAACUUGCCUAAGAACACUUUUAUUGUCAGUAUGUUUUGAAUUGCUGUUGCUUUAUUAAUUCCGAUAAUGAAGGAUUUAUUUUUUUUAAGUUUGGAAAAGCUUGGAAAAUGUGUUUGAUAUGAAAUCCAUGGAUUUAAACUUUAUUUAGUGACCUCUGCUGGUGCAGACAGAAGGAUGACAAUUCAUGCAAUAAACACAGAUAUGGCUGUGUGAUUUAGUGUAGUCAUCUGUAUUAUUAAUAGUACUUUUUUUUUUUAAAGACGCCAUACCUGCCCAAUAUUUGUUUACUGAACCAAUACACCUGCUGAAAGAGGCAUGGGAAGUGAUGGGGAAAAAAGAAAACACACACUGGACUGAUCAAAGUAGAAAUUUGCUGCAUGGGUUUAAAAAGCUAAAAUAAAUGCUGGGUUUAGAGUAAAAUUGGAAAAUCUUUUUUUUAAUACAUUCGUCUGUUUUUAUCUUAAACUGAAGAUGGAGUGUUACGUUUCUGCGCUGUAAUGCUGGCGGGCCUCCGUAGCUUGGUAAAAUAUGAAGGAGUGCAGUGAUGCCUUCAGAAACACGAGGGUUGAUAUCAUGACAGCAGCGUCUUUGUUUUAAUGAAAGGCAAAAAAACAAGGAGGUGGUGUUGCAACAGUGUUACCAUAAGAGUGCAUGCAGUGUGUUGAGUUUUGCAUCACCUCUGUUGGCCAUGGCCAUGGUGCUCGGUUUGAAGUGCAAACUUGUAUGGAUGGUGUAUCUCUAGUUUCAGUAUUCUGGCUGCCACACUUGUCCCGACUCCAAUGAGAAAUGUCACUCUGUAGAUACACUUCCUGCUUCCACAAAUGGCUGCCAGACUGUUAAUGAACACUUGUGCAGUCAUAUUAAACCGGAGUUGGGUUUAGCUGCUCUGCUGCAGCUGUGAGUUGCAUCCAGAUCCAUUUUUUUCCCUGUGCAGAACAAAAUUGUUCUGGAUGCCAAGUAAUACUAGUUUUACUGACCUGAUAUUUGGGGGAUUUUUUGCAUCAAAGGAACAUGUUACUCAACAGGAGGGGGUGAAAUGUUGCUGAGAUUUAUUAAGUGGAACUUUUUUUGGGGGGUGGGGGAUGACCAUAAUUUCCUUCUGAUUGUUUGGUUCUGGCAGAAAGACGGAGUCUUAGUUUGGAGACUGAAAAUAUGAUGUAAGCGUUUUGUCCAUGUACAGGUUGUUCAUAAUGUACACAAUGUAAAAGUCUGCUUUGAUGAAUAUUGGUUGUUGUACAAACUGUAUCUAUUGAACUGAACUUGGUAUGCCAUUGGACAAAAACAAAAAAAGUGUAAAAAUUAUUUUCAGCCAAGAAUAAAAAC